AUGAACCGCUCCUCUUCACACGUGAACGCGGGCGUGGGCGUGGGCGCAGACGUGAUGGUGAAGCCAUCUACCUUGGGCAUGGCAUCGGCGCGACAAUCCACGUUCCUCCAUACCAACGCCGCUGCCGACGUCGAUGCCCACGACCUGCCCCUUGGGACUAUGACGACGACUCCGACUAUUGGUCCGACGACGACGACUACAGAUACCGAAGAGGCGUCAACAACUUCAACCGAAGCAGCGCCACCGCUUUCGCCCGUUCUCUCGCCAGCAAUCGAGUCGUUGUCAACAACAUCUACAGGCCAGGGAGACAUUAUUAUUGAAAAAGGCGAGAUUUAG
This is a messenger RNA of Cladophialophora immunda, 336 nucleotides long. RefSeq lists its product as uncharacterized. The transcript has 2 exons. Lineage: Eukaryota; Fungi; Ascomycota; Eurotiomycetes; Chaetothyriales; Herpotrichiellaceae. The record is from RefSeq and is a predicted model, not a curated record. Bases 1 to 336 code for a protein of 111 amino acids.